CUUCUAUUUCAUGUUCUCUUUGAAAACAUCCAAUCCUCUAAUAUAUCUUUCCUUUCUCAUCUCCCAAUCAAUUAAACAACUCUCAAUUAGUUUUCUCCUCCGCAACACAAAAAAAAAAGUAUAUCAUUCAUCACUAUAUUCACAUUUGACUCUACAAGUCUGAAACAGAAAAAGAAGCGAUGCCUGAAGAAACACCGUCGAUUGAUUACGCAAUGGAAGCAGCAUCUGGGCCCCACUUCUCCGGCCUUCGGCUCGACGGCUUACUUCCAUCUUCUCCCUCAACCUCUUCUCUCGCUCCCGUUUCAACCCUAACCACCACCGACUCUCUUCCCAAUCAACAACCCUUCGUUAUUGGAGUUUCUGGUGGAACUGCUUCUGGAAAAACCACCGUUUGUGAUAUGAUCAUUCAACAGCUUCAUGAUCACCGUGUCGUACUUGUCAAUCAGGAUUCUUUUUAUCGCGGGUUGAAACCAGAAGAAUUGAAACGCGUGCACGAGUACAAUUUUGACCACCCUGAUGCUUUUGACACAGAGCAACUGUUAGAGUGUAUGAAGAAGCUGAUCAGUGGCCAGAGAGUCAAAGUUCCCAUUUACGAUUUCAAGAAACACCAACGCUCUUCUGACAGUUUUCGUCAGGUCAAUGCCUCUGAUGUCAUUAUAUUGGAGGGAAUUCUUGUAUUCCAUGAUCAAGAUGUUCGGGAUCUGAUGAACAUGAAGAUCUUUGUUGACACAGAUGCUGAUGUGAGGCUUGCUCGUAGAAUUAGGCGUGACACAGUGGAGAGGGGCAGAGACAUAAACUCUGUUCUUGAAAUGUAUGCAAAGUUUGUUAAGCCUGCUUUUGAUGACUUUGUUCUACCAUCAAAGAAGUAUGCUGAUGUGAUCAUUCCUCGUGGAGGUGAUAAUCAUGUUGCCAUUGAUUUGAUUGUGCAACACAUCCGCACAAAGCUUGGUCAACAUGAUCUAUGCAAAAUAUAUCCAAACGUGUACGUUAUUCAAUCUACAUUCCAGAUAAGGGGGAUGCAUACAUUGAUUCGUGACAGAGAAAUAUCAAAGCAUGAUUUUGUAUUUUAUUCUGAUCGACUUAUACGCCUGGUUGUUGAGCAUGGUUUAGGUCAUCUGCCUUUUACUGAAAAACAAGUUGUUACUCCAACAGGAUCUGUCUAUACUGGUGUUGAUUUCUGCAAGAAAUUAUGUGGUGUUUCAAUUAUUCGAAGUGGUGAGAGCAUGGAAAAUGCACUUCGUGCAUGUUGUAAAGGCAUUAAAAUUGGAAAAAUUCUGAUUCACCGGGAUGGAGACAAUGGAAAACAGCUUAUAUAUGAGAAGCUUCCCAAGGAUAUCUCAGAACGUCAUGUCUUGCUUCUCGACCCUGUCCUCGCUACAGGUAACUCAGCCAACCAAGCAAUUGAAUUACUCAUUCAAAAAGGAGUACCAGAAUCCCACAUUAUAUUCUUGAAUCUCGUUUCAGCUCCCGAGGGAAUCCAAUGUGUGUGUAAAAGGUUCCCAUCAUUGAAAAUUGUCACAUCGGAGAUUGAUGUUGCAUUAAAUGACGAGUUUCGUGUUAUCCCUGGAUUGGGUGAAUUUGGCGAUCGCUACUUUGGCACCGAUGAUUGAUCCCAUAGUGAGUCACUGAGUUACAUCUUUUGGUAAACAGAUGCAUUCGUUAAAAAUAUGAAAAGCACGCAGCUUGCUGCAUUGCAAUGAAAGAUUUAGCAAAUGCCAGCCUGGCUUUGAGGCAAGCAGAUUAGAAUAAUGUGCAUUCAAACUCAUUAUUUGGUUCAUAUGCAUGAUUGAUUUUCAGUUUAUUGAAUGUAGAGAUAAAUUCUAGCUAGAUGAUGAUGCUAUCAUACUAAAGUUCGAGCGGACAAUUCUAUCUAGUUCAGCGAUAGUUGUUUGGAAAAACAUUGCAUAGUUAUCAAACUCAACCUAUAACAAACCAGAUCAAACGUUCUUGUUAUUAUAUUUCACUUGCACUGCUAUCCGUGCAAUAUAUAACAUAUCACAGAUAAAUCAGAGUGGAAGAGAGCACAUUUGUGA
Molecule: messenger RNA, 2033 nt
Organism: Cicer arietinum (chickpea)
Lineage: Eukaryota; Viridiplantae; Streptophyta; Magnoliopsida; Fabales; Fabaceae
Product: uridine/cytidine kinase UKL1, chloroplastic
Molecular function (GO): ATP binding; kinase activity
Source: RefSeq, a predicted model, not a curated record